Molecule: messenger RNA, 2189 nt
Organism: Prunus dulcis (almond)
Lineage: Eukaryota; Viridiplantae; Streptophyta; Magnoliopsida; Rosales; Rosaceae
Product: magnesium transporter MRS2-3-like
Exons: 6
Coding region: 134-1606 (490 amino acids)
Biological process (GO): transmembrane transport; magnesium ion transport
Cellular component (GO): membrane
Molecular function (GO): magnesium ion transmembrane transporter activity
Source: RefSeq, a predicted model, not a curated record
UCUCACGUUAGAGGAAAAGGAGGAAAAAUUAAAACAGAGCAAAGCAUAUCUUCCCAACUCUUCAAAAGAGAGGGAGACAGAGGCAGAGAGACUGUACCAAAAUCCCAAUCCCAACCCGCGAAGCCAAAGAGCCAUGAGAGCUCCUAAUCCAAUUCACCACCCCUCUAAGUCGGGUGCAGCGGAGGACUACCCGGACCCGACCCGGCCCACAAUGCCAGGGAUGGGCAUGUCGGUGGCCGCCGGGAUGCGGAAGAAAGGCCUUGGUGUGCGCCCAUGGCUGGUUCUGGACGCCAGCGGCCAAACCCAGGUGGUAGAGGCGGGCAAACACGCCAUCAUGCGCCGAACGGGUCUACCCGCCCGUGACCUUCGGAUCCUGGAUCCGCUUCUUUCGUACCCGUCUACGGUACUGGGUCGAGAGAGAGCGAUCGUGAUCAACUUGGAGCACAUCAAGGCCAUCAUCACCGCUCAGGAGGUCCUCUUGCUCAAUUCCAGAGACCCAUCUGUGACGCCAUUUAUUGAUGAGCUUCAGCGGAGGCUUUUGCGCCAUCACCAAGCCACCACCAAACCCGCCAAAACCCAGGAUAAGGAGGGCAAUGGUGAAGAAUCAAAUUGGUAUGACAUGGAAGAGGCAGAGGCUGAUGCACAAUUGAGACGUGUUGUUGGUGGUAAUGAUGAAGAUGAGGCAACAGGGAAGCAAGGUCUGGAGGAGAAUCGUGAUGCGUUGAAGGUCCUGCCUUUUGAGUUUGUUGCAUUGGAGGCAUGCCUUGAGGCUGCAUGCAGUUGCUUAGAGAAUGAAGCAAGGACAUUGGAGCAAGAAGCUCAUCCAGCUUUAGAUAAGCUCACUUCAAAGAUUAGUACUCUCAAUUUGGAACGUGUCCGCCAGAUCAAGAGUCGCUUGGUUGCAAUUACCGGCCGCGUUCAGAAGGUGAGGGAUGAACUAGAACACUUGCUUGAUGAUGAUGAAGAUAUGGCCGAGAUGUAUCUAACUGAAAAGUUGGUUCAACAACAUUUUGAAAAUUCGACCACUUCAUCUUUGAGUGAGAGAGAGGACAUGGAUAAUGAAGCUCCACGAAGAGACAUGGAUGACAGGAUUCCUACUGAAAUCUCAUUGGAAGCUUCCGGGGGUUCCUCCAAUUUUGAAGGUGAUCUUCAAAACCCUGACAAUCCCCAGCAUCAAUUCCUUAGCAGGGACAGCCAUGGGAACACUACUAGUUCCACUCAUAGUGCUAUGGGAAAGGACCUUGACGUAGAGGAGCUUGAAAUGCUUUUGGAGGCAUAUUUUGUGCAAAUUGAUGGUACACUAAACAAGCUAUCCACGCUGAGGGAGUAUGUCGACGACACAGAGGAUUACAUCAAUAUAAUGUUGGAUGACAAACAGAAUCAUCUCCUGCAAAUGGGGGUCAUGUUGACCACAGCAACCCUGGUAGUGAGUGCCUUUGUUGUUAUAGCUGGUAUCUUCGGCAUGAAUAUCAAAAUUGAGCUGUUUGAUUCAGAAAAAGCAGGGAUGCGAGAGUUCAUGUGGACUGUUGGUGGCAGUACUGGUGGGACCAUAUUCUUAUAUGUGAUUGCUAUUGGAUGGUGCAAGCAUAAACGCUUACUGGAGUAGUGAUGCCAAGCCCCUUUAUGAUUAAGAAAAGAACCUCAAAUUGAAGUGUAUGCCGCCUUUUGGUAGACAUCCUUUAUACAGACAAAUACCCAACUCUCUAUACAGCUUACUUCUUUGUUUACCAUACGUAAUGCAAAUAUGCAUGUAAUAAAUAAUAAUCAGCAUUUGCAUUGUUCUUUAGUUUGGUAAGAGAAUAAUGUUUCAGGGUGUGUGGUUGAUCUAAAAUGGUGAUCCCUCAUACCCUGUGUUCUGUGACAACUCCUGAUCAUUAAGUGGAGUUGUAGUCGAGAAAUCGGUAGCUGCUUAUGAAGAUCGGAAUCAAGUUGGAGGAAUAUUAGGCAACCUGAAUUGGCCGAACUCAACUUGCAACCCUACCAGUCUAAUAAGAGCGGUUGAUAGAUUUCAUUUGGAGUUAUGUUAGAGAAGUUAGCAUUGUACUUUUGACCUUUAUUCACUCAAUAUCAAAAGCCUUGAAUAUUCGGAUAUGCUUAUGAAAGCAUCUUGUAUGGCAUUUCAAGCUUUUUCAUGUAAAUAUCUAUGUACUUCGAAUUUGAGAUUGGUAGUGGUUGGGUUCCUUCUUGCA